AUGACCGUGGCUAACCACUUGUUCAGCUUCAUCUACGCUGCUGGCUGGCCGCAACAUCACCAAGCAUCCUCCCGACCUUCCUCCGGCCGAUCCUCCCUUGGCCAUUUUCGUUCCCUGUCGUCCGUUGCCAUCACAACUCAAUCCACGCCGCCCUCUCCAACGUCACAAAAGCCGCGUUUACCUCUCAAAUCACCGUCCACCCCACAGUUGCCCGUCAUUCCUCUCGCAACCUCCUAUUCCGCACCGACCCUUAACGAUGAGAUGAGCACCCUGCCGGAUCCGCGGAGUCGCUCCAAAAGCCCGGCCAAUGAUGAAUCCGAGCCGAGUUCUAACCACCAUCCCGACCUCGACGAUGAAGUCGCUACCCUGAGCACGAAACUCAUCAACGCCAUCAACUACCAAACCGUUCUUGACGACACCCUCUCAGCAACCCGUCACGAGCUAUCUACAGCCAAGGAUCGCAUACGAGAAUUGGAGUCUCAGAAUUCUUCUAUGCGGGACACUAUUCGAGGGGAUGUCUGGGUUCGUCGAUCAACCCUCGAGGCAGAGAGGAAGGCAUUGGCCCUGGAAAAGAAAGGCAUGCAAGCCAAGCUAGCAGAAGAAACCGCCCGGCGUCUCGACACUGAGAAAGAGAAGAGGAAAAUUGAGCAAGAACUGGAGAACCUCACCACAGCCCUGUUCGAGGAGGCGAACAAGAUGGUGAUUGGUGCCAAGGAGGAGGCACAAGCCCAACAUGAUGCCCUGCAACGCAAGAUUGACCAGCUCAAGGCCCAGCUGGCUGACUCGGAAGGACUGUUGAAAUCCCAGCAGGAACAACUCUCUGAGCUAAAAAGCGUCAUGGAAACGAUGGCUUCGGAGCACGAGGAACAGACUAACGGCACAGCACCGCCAUCACCAGGUGGCGGCAGAUCUGAUCAUGAAUACGAUGAUCGAGCAGUUCCAUAUGGACCCUAUGCCGCCUCUCCUUCGGCUGAAUCUUUUGCCCCUUGCUCACCCUUGAGCCUGUCGCAUCUUAUCCAACCUGCUUUGCGAACGGAUCUUCCAGCUUUCGAAGAUUUCAUGAGUCUGGCCAGACUAUCCCACAAUAGGUACUCUCCUAGCAGGAUCUCCUCGGGAUCAUUGGGCAGCCUAAAUGCUCUUGCGCUAGGCCUUGGUGGCUCUACAUCAAGUGCCCAUCCUUCCAACGCCUCCACCACGUCUCUAAGCGCUUCCACCCCGGCCGAUAAGAGCGCUCCGCAGUCCCCGAACACUCCGGCGUCAACGGCAAGCGUUGGCUCCAGCGGCAUACCGCUUCCUCCGCUCAAGGAAACUCGAUUUUACAAGCGCGCUUUGACCGAGGACAUUGAGCCGACUCUGCGACUCGAUAUUGCCCCUGGUCUAUCAUGGCUCGCCCGCCGCAACGUGCUAAGCUCCAUUGCAGAGGGGUCCCUGGUUGUCGAACCGAUCCCGGCCAGCGCAACCUGUAAUGGCACUGCCAAGCAACCUCAAAUGCAACCUUGCUCCCUUUGUGGAGAGUCGAGAAAGGACUCGCAGUACCUGCGAAACCACCGAUUCAGGACUAGCGAGGCGGAUACAGCUCAGAGGUAUCCACUGUGCAAUUAUUGUUUGAACCGAGUUCGCUCAACCUGCGACUACCUUGGCUUUCUUCGCAUGGUCAAGGAUGGCCAUUGGCGAGCAGAUGAUGAGGACCAGGAGAAAGCAGCUUGGGAAGAGAGCGUGAGACUAAGAGAUCAAAUGUUUUGGGCACGCAUCGGCGGAGGUGUUAUCCCUGCUGCUCCUAGCCAUGCCGAAGACGAGGUGGGCCAGGACGCCAAGGUCAGUCGUCAGUCGGAGGAGUCCAACGGCGCAUCCCAAAAGGACUUCUCCGAAAAUCAGGUUGUGUGCUCGACGCCAGAGAAUCGCAGCCAUGAGGAAGUUGGCAAAACUGCCACCCUGGAACCCCAUACUCCGCCAGAACAGACCGACGGCGGACGUGCAUUCCGCAUUUCUGUCCAGUCGGCUGACUCGCAUAAAACUGGCGACUCUGCCAGCACCAAACGGCAGUCCGCAGAAUAA
Metarhizium brunneum ARSEF 3297 is the source of this 2055-nucleotide messenger RNA. It is a transcript of the gene sec2, whose product is annotated as Rab guanine nucleotide exchange factor sec2. The record is from RefSeq and is a predicted model, not a curated record. Gene Ontology annotation, molecular function: guanyl-nucleotide exchange factor activity. Gene Ontology annotation, cellular component: Golgi to plasma membrane transport vesicle; cell tip. Gene Ontology annotation, biological process: exocytosis. Lineage: Eukaryota; Fungi; Ascomycota; Sordariomycetes; Hypocreales; Clavicipitaceae.